Glycine soja is the source of this 1533-nucleotide messenger RNA. RefSeq names its product methyl-CpG-binding domain-containing protein 11-like. The transcript is spliced from 3 exons. NCBI's taxonomy places the organism in Eukaryota, Viridiplantae, Streptophyta, Magnoliopsida, Fabales, Fabaceae. Gene Ontology annotation, molecular function: DNA binding. The record is from RefSeq and is a predicted model, not a curated record. Bases 209 to 1126 code for a protein of 305 amino acids.
CACAAAUCGAAUCGACCUGAACUGCUUCUUCAAAUUUUUUUCUGGUGAUUCUACAACCUGUCCUAACUCUCAACCCUCUUCCUCUUAAUUAAUCUAUUCCUCUUUAUCCUCCUCUGAACCUCAAACACCAAAACAAAGCAUUACAAUUCUCAAUUUCACAUAAACACCAGAAUUGAUAAAAACACAUAACAAAAAAAAAAAGUGAAAAAUGGCGAGCGCAGUGGAGAAGGAGGGUGGCGCGAGCGAGGAAACUUUGUCUUUGGAGCUUCCUGCUCCACCUGGUUGGAAGAAGCAGUUCAUUCCAAAGAAAGCUGGUACCCCAAAGAAAAACGAGAUUGUGUUCACUGCACCAACAGGAGAGGAGAUCAAUAACAGGAAGCAGCUGGAAAAAUAUUUGAAAGCACACCCUGGAGGCCCAGCUGUAUCAGAAUUUGACUGGGGCACUGGUGAGACCCCAAGAAGAUCUACAAGAAUCAGUGAGAAGGCCAAGGCAGCUCCUCCAACACAGAGGGAGCCCCCAAAGAAGCGUACUAAAAGAUCAUCAGCUUCACAAAAGGAAAUUUCCCAGGAAGAAAAAGAAGAGGAGACCAAGGAAGCAGAGAUGCAAGAAGCUGAUGACACCACUAAGGGUGAUAAUGAUAUAGAGAAGGAAAAGGUUGUUGUAAACGAAAAUCAUGACAAGAGUGUGGAAGAUACAGAUGUCAACAAAUCCACUCGUUAUGGAGAAGAAGCUAAAGCUGGAGAAAACGUUGAGGUACCUAUUGAAGAGGAAAAAUCCAAUGCUGCUGAUGGAGAACUACCUGCAUUAAAAGAUAAAGCUGAUGACAAAGUAACUGAGGGCUCUGAAGUUUUUCUGAGAAAGGAUGAAGAAAAGAUUGAGCAACCACAGGAAGAGACAAAAGAAUAUAGUGGAUUUGGGGAGCCAGAGAAAUUGGAAACAUGCACUACUGCAGACAAAACGGUUGAAGUGGAAGGAGUGAAUAAAGAGGAUCACGUCAAAAGUACUCAUGAAUUUGAAGUUGGGGAAAUAGAAGGAACAAAAGUGAACGGUGAAGAACAUCACAAGCUUGAUGAGAUAAACAAGGCCGAAGCAGAGUUGACUGUGAAUGGCACUCACGAGAGCUGAACUGGUGAGGUCAAAAGCCUGGAGCAGGGAAUAGAUUAAUAAGCUCUCCGCUUCCCUCCUCUCAUUCUGACCCCUUUAGAUCUGUUUGAAAUGACUGUAGUUUUUGUUAAUGUUAUUUCUCUGAUUGUUUAUUGAAAUAACAAUAUACAAUUAUAGAGCAUAGCCCUAUCAUGUACCACCCUUGGGUGUAUUGGACAGACGUGUAGCUUCUAGUUGCUUUUGUAACAUUAUGUUGUAAGAUGUGAUAUGGACCUGUAAUCAUAUAUGUAAGGAAGUGAUCCUAUAUAUUAUCAUAGGUGAUUAGGGGUGGAAAUAGGCCAGGCCAAACUUUGAAAGGCUUGAGCCUAACUUACGAUGAAUCUUUGAGGCUUGAGCAUGACCUAUAGCCUAUCAAAGACUUUUAUUUU